AUGGGUGCCAGUCCGAGGACUCAUUGGAAAUUCGAUAUAAAGCCCGAACCGCAGAAAAUCAAGAUUCUGGAGGGUAAUUGGACAAUCGACAUUUAUGUUACGUGUGAACAAGCAGAUAAUUUGUUUAUAAAUCCAACCAAAGGUGUUUUAAAAAAUCUUCUUGAUCGUAAGGCAUCAGACAGUCCUUAUCGGCUGGAUUUGAACGACGAAGACAUUGCAAAUGGAUUUAAAAUGUAA
This is a messenger RNA of Didymodactylos carnosus, 237 nucleotides long. The record is from the annotation of a GenBank genome assembly. NCBI's taxonomy places the organism in Eukaryota, Metazoa, Rotifera, Eurotatoria, Philodinida, Philodinidae.